AUGCGGAGUUCAAGAGAAGGAGCGACAGCACUGUGUGUUACUACGAAGCAGAAAAGGAGACGCUCAAAAUCUGCCGAGAGUCGCAUCAAGGAGUCUUCGUCCGCAAUCCUCGUGUUCGAUGGUUAUAGAGAGAAAGAGGGUUACUCCAUGGUCAAGACUGCGGCUCAACUGUGGGCAGGAUCAGGAUCGAAAAAAGGCCAGCGAACCGUGAUUAUUCUUUCCUCCUAUGCCCAUGCCUUGAGCUUUAGAUUAGAAGAGAAAACGGAUGCGGAUACAAGAAAGGAAGAAUAUCUGAUGCAUUCGUGGCCUAAAGAAGUGUAUAUCGAUUCUUUAGAUCCAUUAAAGUGCGGAAGAGAGGACCCAGAUUUUGGCCAACUAGUUUUAAAGAGGCGCAAAGUGGAAAGUACUCCAAGCGAUAGUAACGCUGAGGCACCAGAAGACGCCGACAAGGAGACCGACCCGAAUAGCACAGCCACCGCCCUGGCUACUACGCCGACCACCAGGGCCCUCGGCCAGGCCUCAGCACCCACCGCCCUGGCUACUACACUGACCACUGGAGCCCUCACCCAUCUGAGCGAGGAAGAUCUGGAAGAUAUUGAUGAAAAGUUCUACUACGGAGGAGGCAGUGCUCGCUUUUUCUAUGGCUUCACCAUACCACAAAUCAAAAAUGAAAUCUGGAAAGCUGUAGAAAAGCUCGACAAGAAAAACAUAGGGGAGGUGCUUGCAAGAGGAAGUCAGCACCAAGAAGCACGUCAUCGCCUUCUCGCCUUCUUUAAAGAUGAUUCUGAUCGUGGCGUCAGGAAGGAAGUUGUGAGCCAGUAUGCUGUGAAAGCACUAGUGGAGCACAGUGGUGUGCAUGCUUUCCCUUUUCUUUAUCAGAUGGCAGACGGAAACCCUUCUUUCGAGGGGUGGGUCUUUGAGGCUGACUUUUUCUUUCAGUAUGGCGAGGCCAGCAAGAAACAUCAAGAUUUUGUUCUGACAGUGGAGAGUGGAGGAUCUAUCAGGCUGAAAUCUGGAGAAUCAAUCGCCUUCGAUCACAAAGGUAUGCUACACAAGAAAGCACUGGCGGAGGGAAAAGUUGAUUUGCUUAACUACCGAAAGGUCCAGCAGCAAUGCAAAGAGUUUGGGCUUGGAGGAAAGGGCUCAGAAAUCAAGCUCCGUCAAAUGCUACAAGUGCACUUCAAGGGGCGCUGCACAGGUGUCCGAAAUGAACUCCAAAACUACUUUAUGGGAGGCUUGUCGAAGAUGUGGAAGCCUAAGAAAUGGAACCAAGGAGGGUACGACGCGUUCUAUGUCUUUGCUGAUUCAAAAGCGAAGGCGAAGGAUACGGGCAUGGUCAACAUUUGGUUCUUUCAGGUGACGAGAGGUUCUUCCUACGGGCUGAAGCUGAAGUUCUUUGUCGAGGUUGUGGAGCUGUUUCGUGCUGCAGGGCUGAAUGUGUCGGACUGUGAAGUAUUUUUUGUUAUCCCGGAGGGCAACAGCACCCAAGUGUCAAGUGUUACCCCCCAUGGGACAAUGUUUAAUGAUGAAUUCGGUUGGGCAAGAGGCCAAGAAGCAGAGCAUGUUCGUGUUGUAAGGAUGAAGAAGACAACAGUGACGGCCUAA
Seminavis robusta is the source of this 1605-nucleotide messenger RNA. NCBI's taxonomy places the organism in Eukaryota, Bacillariophyta, Bacillariophyceae, Naviculales, Naviculaceae. The record is from the annotation of a GenBank genome assembly.